Otolemur garnettii (small-eared galago) is the source of this 2688-nucleotide messenger RNA. It is a transcript of the gene TOR1B, whose product is annotated as torsin family 1 member B. Gene Ontology annotation, molecular function: ATP binding; ATP hydrolysis activity; kinesin binding. NCBI's taxonomy places the organism in Eukaryota, Metazoa, Chordata, Mammalia, Primates, Galagidae. Gene Ontology annotation, cellular component: endoplasmic reticulum lumen; nuclear envelope; endoplasmic reticulum. The coding region runs from base 48 to 1064 and encodes 338 amino acids. The transcript has 5 exons. The record is from RefSeq and is a predicted model, not a curated record. Gene Ontology annotation, biological process: nuclear membrane organization; protein localization to nucleus.
GCGCGGGAGCCCGGCUCGUUUGCAGUGGUGGGCUGAGAGGCGGUGGGAUGCAACGAGCUGAGCGGUUCCCGGGCGCCUCGGUGCUGCUGCUGCUGCUGCUGCUGGCUGCCCGAGUGGUGACGGCGUUUGAGCCUAUCAGCGUGGGCAUCGCCAUCGGGGCCGUGUCAGCCCUCACCGGCUACCUGUCCUACAAGGACGUCUACUGCCGCUUCGCCGAGUGUUGCCGCGAGGAGCAGCCGCUCAACGCCUCGGCUCUCAAGCUGGAUUUGGAGGAGAAACUGUUUGGACAGCAUGUGGCCACAGAAGUGAUUCUCAAGGCACUGACUGGCUUCAGGAACAACAAAAGUCCCAAGAAACCAUUGACCCUUUCCUUACAUGGCUGGGCUGGCACAGGCAAGAAUUUUGUUAGCCAAAUUGUGGCUGAAAAUCUUCACAGAAAAGGCCUGAAGAGUAACUUUGUCCACCUGUUUGUGUCGACUCUGCACUUCCCUCAUGAGCAGAAGAUAAAACUGUACCAGGACCAGUUACAGAAGUGGAUUCGUGGUAAUGUGAGUGCUUGUGCGAACUCUGUUUUCAUAUUUGAUGAGAUGGAUAAAUUGCACCCUGGGAUCAUCGAUGCAAUCAAGCCAUUUCUAGACUACUACGAGCAGGUGGAUGGAGUGUCUUACCGCAAAGCCAUCUUCAUUUUUCUUAGUAAUGCAGGUGGUGAUCUUAUAACUAAGACGGCUCUUGACUUUUGGCGGGCAGGAAGAAAGAGGGAGGACAUUCAGCUGAAGGACCUGGAACCUGUGCUGUCUGUCGGGGUCUUCAAUAAUAAACACAGUGGCCUGUGGCACAGUGGACUUAUCGACAGAAACCUCAUUGACUACUUUAUCCCCUUCCUGCCCCUGGAGUACAGACACGUGAAGAUGUGUGUGAGAGCUGAAAUGAAGGCCCGGGGCUCUGCUGUAGAUGAAGACGUUGUGACAAGAGUAGCAGACGAAAUGACAUUUUUCCCCAAAGAUGAGAAAAUCUACUCAGAUAAAGGCUGCAAGACUGUGCAAUCACGGCUAGAUUUCCACUGAGCUCUUACCUAGAUGGGUUAAGAGGCACCUGGGAGGCUCAGCACCUGGGGCCUUGCCUUUCAGAAACACUUUGAAGACCUCUGCAGGGUUUUGCACAUUUGCACAUACGACCUUUUGGGAUGAAAAAUUUGCCAGAAGUGAAGCCUGAAAAUAUGGUCAUCUGUCCCAUCCACCUAUCUUGUAACGUAACAGCAGUCGAGCUCUUUGCAGUCAAAGAUGAACUUUUAAAACCUCCUUCACGCUUACCAUUACUCUUGACAAAAGUGCCUGAAAACAGCUGUGUCAGGGAGGCUCAGGGAUCCUUUGUGACCCAUAGUGCCCACACUCAGAAGCUCCAUCAGGACUAAAGAGGAAGCUGAGGAGCAUUCACCCACUGAAAGCAUUCUUUAGCUGUUGGGUUUUCUUUACACAGAGAGCCUUUGCUGACUUGAAGAAUUUUCAGAGUUGCUGGUGCCUACAGGAUAGGCAUCUUUGGGGGGUGUGGCCUGCAUGCUGAGUACCCUUGACCUGGCUGAACUCUCCUCUUGUGGGGUGGGGGUUCCAUCUGAGGCCUCUGCAGUGGAUGGGACAGAUGGGGCCCUUCCUCUGUGCAUUCUCUUGACUGCUGAUCACAGCUCGUGAUCCCUCGCCCCCUCCUUGUACCACCUCUCAUCCUGAACUUCCUGGCUGUAUCGUAGAGCCGAUCUGAAUGAGACCAUUGAGUUUGGAUUUGAGUCCUUGGUUCCCAUGGUGAGAUGUUUGUUACUCUGUGUGUGUCAGUCUCUCACUUGACUCCAAAACCUUUUGAAGUCUGUAGGACACGCCCAUUCUCCAUGAUUGACACCUGCCCAGAUUGAGGGGACAGUUUACAGAUUUUGCAUUGCCAAAGAAGUAGGAGUGUUGAACCCUAGAAAUGCUAGAGUUUUCAAGGAUAAGUAUUUUUUUUGUAAUGUUUUUACUUCUGAAUCUGAGAUAAUAGAAGUAUAGGACAUUGCUUAUUUUAAAAUAUAGAAGGACACAAAAUGGAAUAAUUAUUUAUUCCUUUCUCAGGUACUCUUAAAUGGAUGGAUUUUUGUUGAAUACGUGGCAACGUAUGGUCAUAAUCAUGGAUCAUACAAGGUCAGUCUGAAGUUGUGGCAGGUAUUGGGUGUUACCUGAUAAGGAUACCCUUUGUGGCACCAGACUGGACCGUCCUGAUCACGGGAAGUAAGACUUAGAUGCCACCUGAUGUGACUCAUUCUGUGUCUCCUGUCAUUACAGUGCAGCUGCAGACACAUCAUUAGAACCAUGUGGCAUUUUCACAUGUAAAAUAUGGUAGUGUGCAUUUAUGACAUGGAACUGCCUUAUAGGGUUUCACACCUAGUCUUUAAAAAAUGCCAAGGGAAGGCUUAAAAUUUUAAUACAUAUUCUCAAAUUGGAGCUAAGUUACACUGCUUUUAUAACCUUUUGGAUAUCUGAUCAAGAGGAGACAAGACUUUCUCUGUUUACAAUGAUGCAAUCAAUAAACCCAACACGUGUUGGCCACCUUUGGACCGCCGUUACUGAGUGUAGGUUGGCCACGGCCAAGCCUCCCCCACUCUUUGUAAAAUGUGGACAAGAGUUUGAAUUGACCUGGAUACAAAAUAAUAAAGCCUAAAUUUUAUGA